UUUCGUACAAAUUGUUGUGUUUUUUAUGGUCAUCGAUAAAUUUUCGUUACAUUUCUAAAGAUAUGCCUCUUUGUACCGUACCAGGUUGUAAUAACAAUGGUGUUCACUUAUUCCCCAAAAACCCCGGCCUGAAAAAACAAUGGGAAAUAGCGAUAAGGCGGAAGAACUUUGUUGCCACAAAACACUCACGGAUAUGCAGAGAUCAUUUUAAAGAAUCUGAUUAUGUAGGAGAAUCUGCAUAUACAGGGUAUCAACAGCAGCAUCGCUUUUUAAAACAAGGCAUUGUGCCUAGUGUUUUUCCUUGGACUAAACUGACAACACCCACAUCAAGAGCACUUAGAUACGAGCAGAGAUUAAGAAAAAGACGUCUUGAUUAUUCUGUUGCACAAGAAAGUACAUCUGAAUCCAGUUGUCAAGUUCCUCCAUCAGCCAAUGAAGUGGAAAUAGCCACAUCAAGUCAGCCAGAUGACACUGUAUCAUCAAACAAGCAUGAAGCGUCUACACAAACUGCUCACAGUUGUGGUAUAUUGUCAUUAAAUGCCAUCAGUAAUGAUAAUAACAUAAUUCACUUUUAUACUGGAAUGGAGACAUAUGAUAAGUUUAUGCUUUUAUUUGAUACAUUGUGCCCAAUGUGUUAUGAUCUGACCUACCGGGAGAGCAGAGUCAUGAAUGUUUCUCCACAGGAGCAACUACUGAUCACAAUGAUCAAGCUACGAAGAAAUUUGCCAGAUGUAGAGUUAGCAUUUUUAUUUGGUAUAUCCAGUGUUAAUACUGUUAUGGAGGCUCUGUGAGCGACCGACAAAUAAUGGAAAGAAGCAACAUUGACAAGUUAUGUGAAAGUGGUGAUUCCAUAAUGGCAGACAGGGGAUUUAAUGUUCAGGAUCUUUUGAUACCAAGAAAUGUAACGAUCAACAUACCAAUGUUUCUGAAAGGACGUACACAAAUUCCUGGUGUUCAGGUAUUAAAAGAUCGAAAUCUGGCCAGUAAAAGGGUGCAUAUAGAAAGAAUUAUAGGUUUGGCGAAAACAUACAAAAUAUUAAAAUCUGAAUUGUCUCCUUACUUCACUCCUUUAGGCUCAAGAAUUUUGUUUGUUUGUGCAAUGGCUUGUAAUUUUAGGGAAAAUAUAAUGAAAUAAAAUAAAAUGUACAAAGCA
Messenger RNA from Aricia agestis (brown argus), 1153 nucleotides. RefSeq names its product THAP domain-containing protein 1-like. Gene Ontology annotation, molecular function: sequence-specific DNA binding. The transcript is spliced from 3 exons. Lineage: Eukaryota; Metazoa; Arthropoda; Insecta; Lepidoptera; Lycaenidae. The record is from RefSeq and is a predicted model, not a curated record. The coding region runs from base 63 to 791 and encodes 242 amino acids.